Penicillium angulare is the source of this 486-nucleotide messenger RNA. RefSeq lists its product as uncharacterized. The coding region runs from base 1 to 486 and encodes 161 amino acids. The transcript is spliced from 2 exons. Lineage: Eukaryota; Fungi; Ascomycota; Eurotiomycetes; Eurotiales; Aspergillaceae. The record is from RefSeq and is a predicted model, not a curated record.
AUGCGCCUCUUCCUUAGUUUGUUCGUUGGAAGCAUGCCAGUGGUCUUUGCCGCAACUUUCCAUCUUUUCGAUGUUAACGGAAAGUGUUUAAUUUAUUCCGUGGGCAAUUUGGAUUGCACUGGGUCUUCCGAACCCUUCGCCAACCUAGUUGGAAGGAACUGCUAUUUUGGACAAUCAACGGCUGACGAGCCCCGUACCGUCAACGUCACAAUCUGCGACCAAAACUCCACAAAUGGUCAUUCAGCUGCCACCGUCCGAGUUGAUCAGACGGGGCUAAUCUCAUUUCAGAACCAGGAGGGGCAAGUCGCGAGCUGCUCGAUCGAAUCCUCUUUUCAAGUGGGAAGUGUGUGCACUGCUGGUAACGAGACAAUGGAGCAGACGACGAAUAUUCCGAACAAGGCGACGCAGACAACCGCAACACAUUCUACCCUUACAAAGGCGACUUCGGCCCCUGUGGUCACGACGGCACAACCGUCUGAUUGCUAA